Molecule: messenger RNA, 1374 nt
Organism: Athene cunicularia (burrowing owl)
Lineage: Eukaryota; Metazoa; Chordata; Aves; Strigiformes; Strigidae
Gene: TTC9
Product: tetratricopeptide repeat domain 9
Exons: 2
Molecular function (GO): protein binding
Source: RefSeq, a predicted model, not a curated record
UGUUCUCCUGUCUUGUCUGUCUCCCUGUCAUGCCCAUCCCCUGCAGCCUGCCUGCUCCAGGCCGAGCUGGUGAAUUAUGAGCGAGUCAAGGAGUACUGCCUCAAAGUGCUUCAGAAAGAAGGCGAGAACUUCAAGGCGCUCUAUCGAUCGGGAGUGGCAUUUUACCACCUGGGUGACUUCAACAAGGCCCUCUACUACCUGAAAGAGGCAAGAUCUCGCCAGCCGACAGAUACCAAUGUCAUACGAUAUAUCCAGCUGACAGAGAUGAAGCUCAGCAGAUGUUCCCAGAGAGAGAAAGAAGCCUUGUGAAGAUGAAGCUGCUUCAGCUGAAGUGCCCAAGGGGGAACAUUUCCUUCCUAGAAGCUCAUUUGGUGGAUUUUCCUGUUUGCUCUGCCUCAUCCUCAUCUCAUCCAUCCACUCUCCCUUGCUCUUCAUUGAAUCCCAAGUUUUGAAAACAAAGAGACUUAGACGCUGGAUAUGGCUGCUUGCCAACCAUGGUAAUACCCCUUCCCUGUGACAGGAGAGCACAACGGCUACAGCCAGCCUUGUUCCAAGACAGUGUCACACACCUGGAGUAGGCAAUGCUGGGGGACCUCUCUGGUCCUGAGCUGACUGUCUAUCAUCUGUUAGGGAAGCAACCCCUGGAACAACUUCCUGACCAAGCAAAUUGGAGACAAACAGUUUCUGCUUUGAGAGAUCACUAGAGCUUGUAACAGCUAAGAAACCAAGAGAGCCACUGGUCAUUUCCAGGGGAUAGCAAAUGCCUUCUUACCAUCAGCUCCCUCUGCCUGCUUUUCCAGUGUGUGUUAUUGGUCUCCAGUGAGAGCUCACAUGCUCCCAGUCUAAUGCCAGUGAAAACUGUUUCUAAACAUCCUCUUAAUGAAAGCACAGAGCACCCUAUGAACCCCCCUGCAGAGCUGUCCCGGUGCCGGAGGAGAAGGCUGUGGGCUGCCACAGAAUGCUGAACGGACUAUGAAAGCGUGGUGUACAGUGUGAGGGAAAAACUGUGAAAUAAUUCAUUAAAGGCAAAUAAAAAUUAUUAAUAGGCAACAAGUCCAGGCAUUGCUUUUCAAAGGGACCUCUUGGAUUCCCCGUGUUCAGACAACAUUGUCUAGUGUGGGGCAGCAUGGGGUGGGGGACAAGGGCCGUCUCUCCAUUCCUAUCUUGGCUCUGCCAAUGCCUUGCUGUGUGAUCUUGGGCAAGUCACUUAGCCUCUCUGUGCCUCGGUUUCCCCAUCUGUACACUGGGGAUAAUACUUCCCUACCUCGCAGGGGUGUUGUGAGGAUGUAUUAGUUAAUGUUUGUAAGUAACAGUACAGUGGUGUACAGUGCUAAGUAUUAUUAGUACAUUGGAUGGAGGUCUUGAUUCUCCCAC